This is a messenger RNA of Mya arenaria, 2549 nucleotides long. RefSeq lists its product as uncharacterized. The transcript has 4 exons. The record is from RefSeq and is a predicted model, not a curated record. Bases 937 to 1893 code for a protein of 318 amino acids. NCBI's taxonomy places the organism in Eukaryota, Metazoa, Mollusca, Bivalvia, Myida, Myidae.
ACCUUUCGCAGAUUUGUAUGAUAAAGUUUAGAACAUACAAUGAUGGUCUAUUAAUACUUUAUUUCACAAGAUUUUAUCAGAAAACAGAAUGAUAUUUAGAAUUGAAAUUUAACUGCGAAAAUGGUGGCUUAAAGACUAACAUAAUGGAUAAAUGGAAUUCAUGUGUACACUUCUAGAGAUACGGAACUUAUGUUAAUGGAUGGGGAAAUUGGAAAUAUUUGUAAUAACCAAAAUCGGUAACUACGAAGUGGCGAUGAUAAUAGUUUGUUCCCGUGUUUAGAGAUUUGAUUUUGUUUUAUAUUCAAGGACAGUUUAUGUUUUUAGUAUUGAAGGAAUAAACAAUAUUAGUGAUAUCGUGUGUAGAACAAAAAAGUUAAGAGAAAAUUCUAAGUCAUGUCUAAUCUGUAAAGAUUUGCGUUUGUUUAUAUAAUAGGAAAUCUGUGUUUAAUCAAGCAUUGGUGAACACUUGUAGUGUGUGAACAUCGGAGCCAGACCAAUGUGUCAACAGCAUUGCAGCUGCUAGUGAAUGUAAGUGUAGAUCAUACUCGGCCUAUUCGCUAAUUGGACCCAUUAUAAAUCUAGUACAAAUCCAGAUUCUGUGCCGACGAAAGACGGUGGGCGAAGGCCAGGGGUCCUCCGAAAGCAAACAAGUAAAUAACAACGUCAUUUUUCCGAUCUUCGAAAUACCGUGAAGGAAGAUCAACACCUUGCGCGGAAUCAUUGUUCCGCCAAGAACAUUCUUGUUGAACCACAUCCGGAAUCACCAUAACACGCAAGCAUCGUGGCGCAAAGGAAACGUCCGGCAAAAGCCGGCUGCAAGAUAUCAAUAUCGCUGAUCGGCAAUUGGAACAUCCGGAAAACUAUAGUAGCUCCCACAAGCGGCCGAACGCGGCUCGAAAGGACGGACGUCCAGUUGAGGGGCAGCUGACGCGCAGGAUGUUGCUGGAGGUGAACCUCGUGUCGCGUAUGGAGACAACGACUAUUGAACAAAUACACCGCCUCAAACAGCUCCAGCUAAAUAAUGUUGACCGACUUCCGGCUAUUAACAAGCUAUCGCGUGAACAAGGAUUCGCAAAGCCAUGCGCAUUUAAAGAGUACCGGUUCGAACCGCCGUACGUAUCCAAGCGGAAGGAGCGGAAACGGAAGAAGCUGCCGCCGAUACCUGAACUGAUGAUGCCGAAGCGCCACAAUAGUUUUGACGAGGAGUUAGAGGAGGACUUGGACAUAGUGUCGGACAUACCAACCCUCCCGUCGCUCUCCAUUUCGCCUGCAUUUAUAACAGAAAAGGUCGAUGAGCGGUCGCUGUCUGUUGAGGCUGCGACAAAGAGCCCUCACAAUCAUAUGUUCAAUACGCGCGAGUUCACCUUUCCGGAGUCACACGGCGCCUACCGGAAACGGCCACAGCAUUCUUUACUGCAACCCAUCGUUCCGGCACUGACGCCUCGAGACAUUCCUCUUCAGGCGAAGAUAGAGAAACUCGCAAAACAGAAACGGCGGGAGCGGGCUAAACGGUUGAUUGAACGUCGCUACGAGAGAAAACAUCAAAAUUUAGCGGAAAUGCAAUCCCCUACUGCGUAUAUGGCCUUCCGGCCAAGAAGAGAACCGGAAGUGACGUCAUCGUUCCACUUAAAAGAACACAAACAAACACCUUUCAAACAAAUGGUGCCAAAAACUGAAGAGGCCCCCAGUGAAAAGCCUCGUUUUCACCCACGACUUUACAACCGUAUAGUUGACGGCAUUUACACGUACACGAAGGGAUUACAUGACUCCCCGCGGCAAGCGGAACAUCCGGGGCCGUAUGAGCGCCUCAUGGUCACACCGGUCACCGCUAAGGAAGAAGUGAAGGAAGAGGCACAAAGACAGAUAUAUCUCCCGCCAAUUGUCUCUGAUUAAACAAAUAGAUCUGACAACAAAUAUUGAAAUAUAAUGUGAUAAAAUUCCUUGUACGGUACAUGUUCACCAAUACUUUGUCGUUUCCUCGCGGCAUUUAAUCAUGAUAAUGUUCCACCAAGAUGUCCUUUAGGCCACACCAAAUUGAUGAUUUAUCUUAUACCUUAUUUAAUUUUUAGAAAGAGGAAAAAAAGAAAUAUUUUUAACGACCGCUCCGUUAGCUGGAAAAGAAAAAAAAAACACGAAAUCUUUCAACCAAUUUACUUACAUUAAAACAUUAAAUUGGUGCGGCCUUCGACGUUCUUAAAGGAGUAAGCCUCAGAGGAUUGCGACAAUCUUGAUUCAAGGUUUCAAUAUAGCAGAAAAGGGACGUGUUAGACUAUUACCUAUGUUUGUGUUGUCUAGUCGGAUAGUACAGAAAGCAGAACAUGAAGUCGAAUAAAACCUUAAAUUAGUCGGGAAAUAAGUCUUUAUCACUUUCUUAGGCGUUAUACCUAUUGCAUUUUGUUCUUUGUUUUUGUUAGAAUAACAAUUCAAUUUGUUUAUUCGUAAAUACGAUGAUCCUUUGAUGAGUCUUUGUAAAAAGUUAUCUUGUUUGCCGUAGUACGUUGUUGUUGUUGAUUAUGUUUGCAUUUCUGAAGAAAAUGAAAUAAAAUGCA